AGGCAGCCCCGCGCAGCGCCGCGGCCAUGCUGCUGUGGCGGCGCCUGCCGGCCCCGCGGGCGGCUCUGCUCCUGCGGUGGCUCUCGGCGGCUGUGCCGCGCCCGACGCCAGGACAGGCACCAGCACCGGGACAGGGACCUGGGCCAAGCGGCGAUGGAGUCGGCACCCCGCGGCCUCUUUACAUGGACGUCCAGGCCACCACCCCUCUGGAUCCCAGGGUCCUGGACAGCAUGCUCCCAUAUCUGACAGCCUACUAUGGCAAUCCCCACUCCAGGACCCAUGCCUACGGCUGGGAGAGCGAGGCUGCCAUGGAGAAGGCAAGGCAGCAAGUUGCAGAUUUAAUAGGAGCUGACUCCAGGGAGAUUAUCUUUACCAGUGGUGCAACAGAAUCAAAUAAUAUGGCAAUUAAGGGUGUUGCAAGGUUCUAUAAGUCCAGGAAGAAACACAUCAUUACCACACAGACCGAACACAAGUGCGUGUUGGAUUCUUGCCGCUCCUUGGAGGCAGAAGGUUUUCGGGUCACUUAUCUACCUGUUAAAAAAAAUGGGAUCAUAGACUUGAAGGAGCUGGAGGCUGCGUUCCAGCCAGAUACAAGUUUGGUUUCUGUAAUGACUGUGAAUAAUGAAAUAGGAGUGAAGCAGCCAGUUGGUGACAUUGGUGACAUCUGCCGAGCACGCAAGGUUUUCUUCCACACAGAUGCUGCACAAGCAGUUGGUAAAAUCCCUGUGGAUGUCAACAACAUGAAAAUAGAUCUAAUGAGCAUCAGUGGCCACAAAAUUUAUGGUCCCAAAGGAGUCGGUGCCAUCUAUGUUCGCCGUCGGCCACGUGUCAGGCUGGAGCCCCUGCAGAGUGGGGGAGGCCAGGAGAGAGGGCUGCGAUCUGGGACUGUGCCCACCCCUUUAGCAGUGGGCCUGGGGACAGCCUGUGAAGUGGCACAGCAAGAGAUGGAGUAUGACCAUAAGCGAGUGUCCCAGCUGGCAGAACGCCUGGUUACAAACAUAAUGAGUGAAGUUCCUGAUGUGGUUAUGAAUGGAGACAGAGAGCAUCGCUACCCAGGAUGUAUCAAUUUAUCUUUUGCAUAUGUGGAAGGAGAGAGUCUUCUGAUGGCUCUGAAAGAUGUGGCGCUGUCUUCAGGAAGUGCCUGCACAUCAGCUUCUCUGGAGCCUUCCUAUGUUUUGCGGGCAAUUGGAACGGACGAAGACUUGGCUCACUCAUCUAUAAGAUUUGGCAUUGGCCGUUUCACAACAGAAGAAGAAGUGGAUUAUACAGUGCGGAAGUGCAUCCAGCAUGUCAGGAGGCUGCGGGAGAUGAGCCCCCUCUGGGAAAUGGUGCAGGAUGGAAUUGAUCUCAAAAGCAUUAAAUGGACUCAGCACUGAGAGAAUGUCACUAUCUAUGGAUGUAGAUUAAAGUGCAUUUCCCGUACAUUCCUGAACAAAUUUUCCAGCACUUCUGGUUUUUGACGCUUGCAGUUUGACUGGAAAACUACCCUUUCUGACCACACAGUCUGAGAAGCCAAAAAUUAAACUAGUAUUUAUCCUGGAGAAAGUCAGGAUGCUGUAACACACACUGCAUUUAUACUGACACAGAUAAAUUGAUAAUAGAACAGAAUUUAUUUGGAAAUGUCUUCUCUCAUAAGAAAAGGAAAUCAGGUUGUUGCUCCUGGGGCCAGUGGUGUGCUGGUGAGAGGUGGUUGCUCUUCAGUGUAAAAGAUCCCAUUGUAGCUGUUAUGUUUGCAGUACAGAGCUGUUGCCAGGACUCCUGUCUUGUUUGGGGUAGACAUCCUGCAACAACAGCUGGUUUUGUGCUACUCAGAUGUGUUGUACUGUGAGAAAUUCUCAGAUGAAAAGCAGCUUGGCGCUUCUAGAGGAGGAGGAUGGGUUGGUGUGGCUGUGUGCCUUCACAGUUCACUUGUAGGUGCAGUUCAGAACAUAUUUUCUUCAACACUGGUUUUGCCUCUUGAUCCUUGGUUUUAUCUUGUUUGGCAUGAUGCUUGUACAAACCAGUUUGCACUAAUUCAAAAUACCCUUCUGCAUUAGAAUUCACAUUAGAAUUCCA
Messenger RNA from Pogoniulus pusillus (Red-fronted tinkerbird), 2055 nucleotides. It is a transcript of the gene NFS1, whose product is annotated as NFS1 cysteine desulfurase. Gene Ontology annotation, molecular function: pyridoxal phosphate binding; cysteine desulfurase activity. Gene Ontology annotation, cellular component: nucleus; mitochondrion; cytosol. The transcript is spliced from 13 exons. Gene Ontology annotation, biological process: [2Fe-2S] cluster assembly. The coding region runs from base 27 to 1376 and encodes 449 amino acids. NCBI's taxonomy places the organism in Eukaryota, Metazoa, Chordata, Aves, Piciformes, Lybiidae. The record is from RefSeq and is a predicted model, not a curated record.